Clonostachys byssicola is the source of this 1455-nucleotide messenger RNA. The record is from the annotation of a GenBank genome assembly. Lineage: Eukaryota; Fungi; Ascomycota; Sordariomycetes; Hypocreales; Bionectriaceae.
AUGUCUGUUCUACCAUUUACUCUCAAAGAUCCCUCCCUCCUUCACGAGGCCUCCCUACUGAACGGAGAAUGGGUCCAGGCGCAGUCGGGGCAGCGGUUUGAUGUAGAAGGCAAGUUCCCAAUAUCGCGAUCAUCAUAUGUCGAGACAUCGCAUGCAGCUUUCACUUCGUACCGUCAGACAAACCCAAGAGAGCGGGCAAAGAUACUUCUCAAAUGGCACGAAUUAAUCUCAAAUUCCCGAGAGGAUAUUGCUAAAUUAGUCGUUUGGGAAACUGGGAAGCCGAUGGGCGAAGCUCUUGGAGAAGUUGAUUACGCUCUAGGCUUUGCUUGGUGGUUUGCGGGUGAGGCUGAGCGAAUCCGGGGUUCUGUAGCACAGCCAUCCGUUUCAAGCCGCCGCAUCAUCGUCAUCAAGCAGCCUAUUGGUGUUUGCGUGGCCCUUGUUCCCUGGAACUUCCCAGUGGCAAUGAUUAUCCGAAAGGUGGCUGCUGCUAUUGCUGCCGGCUGUUCUAUCAUUGUUAAGCCCUCCCCCGAGACUCCCCUAAGUAUCAUGGCGCUUGCAGAUCUCAUUCAACGUGCUGGUCUGCCAGCUGGAGUCCUCAAUGUUAUUUCAACGGAUAAUAUCAACACACCAGAUGUCAGUGAAAAACUCUGCAAACACCCUCUUGUCCGCAAGGUCACUUUCACCGGCAGUACAGUGGUUGGAAGCAUCGUUGCCGGACACUGUAGUGUGGGGUUGAAAAAGCUCACGAUGGAGCUAGGCGGCAACUGUCCUUUCAUCAUUUUCAACGACGGUGACUUGCACCAAGCUUUGGCGGCCCUUAUGAUUCUUAAGUGGCGUACAGCUGGCCAGGCGUGCACUCAUGCCAAUCGAGUCUAUGUUCAAAGUGGAGUCUAUGAGAAGUUCACUGAGAUGAUAGUCGAUGCCACCAAGAAGCUCAAGGUUGGGCAUGGGGCCGGAGAAGACACCUCCAUGGGUCCCCUCACUACAGGUCGAGGGAUCAAGAAACUUGAAUCCCAUGUUUCUGAUGCCAUAAGCAAGGGAGGCAAAGUCCUUUGUGGUGGAAAACGACCAGAUCAUCUCGCCAAGGGCUAUUUCUUUGAGCCUACUAUCAUCUCUGACAUGUCUGCGGAUAUGCUGACCACGAAGGAAGAGAUCUUUGGUCCACUUCUUGGCCUCUAUAAGUUCGAGACCGAGGAGGAAGUUGUCAAGGCAGCAAAUGACACUUCAAUGGGGCUGGCGUCAUAUUUCUUCACAAGAGAUACAAGCCGGACAUGGAGAAUGCUCGAGAAUUUGGAAGCUGGAAUGAUCGGCAUGAACACAGGAAACUCCUCAUGUGCUGAGUCUCCCUUCGGAGGCAUAAAGAUGUCUGGAUAUGGCAAGGAAGCUGGGAAGGAUGUCGCAAUCGAGGAAUAUCUCAUUCAAAAGACUGGGACUCUAACCGUGGAUUCAGAAUAG